Molecule: messenger RNA, 828 nt
Organism: Anopheles marshallii
Lineage: Eukaryota; Metazoa; Arthropoda; Insecta; Diptera; Culicidae
Exons: 4
Coding region: 1-828 (275 amino acids)
Source: RefSeq, a predicted model, not a curated record
AUGAAAGUUUUAGUGGUGCUUGCCUGUGUGGCGUUUGUAGUGGCCCGUCCGGAACCGCCGGUCGGUGGGUACCAUCAGCACCACCAGCACCACGGUGGCCACGGUGGUCACGGUGGGUACAACUAUGCCCAGCCCGUCCAGAACGCGGCAUUCGGCCAAACGUUCCAGUCGUCCGGUGCGGCUGUGUCCGCCACUGGCAGUGGCGCGUUCUCCGACGGGCUGGCGGUUGGUGGUGUCAACACCGGGUUCUCCGGUUCCGCGUUCUCCAACGCCAACGCAAACGCCUUCAGCCAAUCUAACACGGCCGCGUUCCUCGCUCCCCAGCAGCAGAUCGUCCAGAAGCACAUCUACGUGCACGUGCCACCGCCGGAGCCGGAACAGUCGUUCCAGCAGCAGGUUGUUGCGCCCGGACUGCGCCAGAAGCACUAUAAGAUCAUCUUCAUCAAGACGCCGCACGUGCAGCCGUCCGCCGCCCAGCUCGCCCUCCAGCAGUCCCAGACGGAGGAGAAGACGAUCGUCUACGUGCUGGUGAAGAAGCCGGAAGCGCUCAACGACAUCAGCCUGCCCGCACCGUCCGUCAGCAAACCGAGCAAGCCGGAGGUGUACUUCAUCAAGUACAAGACCAACACCGAGGAGGUACAGGCCCCGGUCGGUCUUGGCGUCAGCUCGGCCAGCACCGCCCAGGCCGAUGCCGGUCUCGGUCUCGGACUGCUCUCGUCCAGCGGCGGUGCCUCUGCGUCCUCGUCGGGCGUUGCCCAUUCGGGCGUCUCAAAUCUUCCCGCUCAGCAAUACGGCGCACCCGGACACCACCAUGGUGGCUACCAUUAA